UUCCGUCUCACCCAAACAUCUCGCAUCAUAUCUCUUUCUCUCUUUCUAAGGAAAACCCAAAAAAAAGGGGGAAUUCCUAUUCCAAGAUUCCCACCCAUUACUAUUUGUCUCUUGCUUUCCUUGCUUAUAUUUCCCACCAUUUAAGAAUUCUGAAUUCCCAACUUUAACCAAACACCCUUACUCAUUUCUCAUAUAUUUUUUUUAAAAAAACACCCCUCUUUCAAAAGGAGGAAAAAUCUUUUCCUCUAGCUAGGAAUUGGAUUUUAUUUUUCUGAAACUGAGGAACGCUUCUUUUAUUUCUUUAAUUAGCAUACAAUGGAAAACAAAAGAAAGCUGGACGAGAAUGACUCGGAUUUGAACUCGCCCGAGCCAAAACGUAUUCGUAUUGACUCGGAUAACUCGGCCGAGUCGACUCUUUUUAACUCGGAAGACUCGGAUUUGAACUCGCCCGAGACGCACCUUUCCGAGGAAGACCUACUUAACAUAUUAGACGACUCGGACAUAGUCACUGACCGUGACCCGGCGAUUCAAGGCCUCGACUCAGUGAUCAAAAGCUUCGAGGAAGAAAUACUGGUUCCAGCUCCAGCGCCGGCGCCGACGGCGGCGGUUAUCGACCAAACAUCAGACUCCGGCGAGUCCCAGCCGGAGCUUGGUUACCUUCUAGAAGCUUCCGACGACGAACUCGGCCUCCCGCCGACGACCUCCUCCGGCGAGGAAAUGAAAAUCGAAGCUGUGGAUUUCGAGGCGAGCUCAGCCGGUCCAGAAACCGUUGGAUUGGAUGGGAUCUUGUUAGGGUUCGAGAACGAGAUUCCGAGUUACGACUCGUUCGAGUUUGGAAUCGGUGUUGACUCGGAGAGUAAUUUGCACGAUAAUAAUAGCGAGUUCGUGGCAUUUGGAGGUUUGUUUGAUUAUUCGGAUCAGAGCUAUGACCCGGCUGGUGACUCGGAGUUACUGUGGCGACCCGAAUCGCUGCCCGCUUUGUAGUUAUAUAUAUAUAUACGGUAGAUUUGUUGUUGAAAAGGAUAGUUUGUAAAUUUUCAAAAGGAAAGGGAAAUUAAAAAAAAAAAAUGGAAAUAUGUAUAUCUAAAAUUUGAAAC
Molecule: messenger RNA, 1097 nt
Organism: Quercus lobata
Lineage: Eukaryota; Viridiplantae; Streptophyta; Magnoliopsida; Fagales; Fagaceae
Exons: 1
Coding region: 316-984 (222 amino acids)
Source: RefSeq, a predicted model, not a curated record